CCGUCCGGCCGGUUUCCCGCGGGAGAGGAGGCGCGCGGAGCCGGAGCCAUGCGGCCGUCCGGGCUGCCCGCCGCCCUGCUCCUGGCCUGGGCACUCCUGGGCCCCGGCGGCGCCCGGCAGUGCCCGGCGGGCGGCCCCGGCCGCGUGCUGCGCUUCAGCGAGGCGCACGCCGACAUCCCCGUGCCGGCCCUGCACCGGCUGCCCGGGCCGCUCGACCCCCUCUACGGCCUCGUGCGCCGCUGCCUGGACCUGCUGCAGCAGAACCCGCUGCCCGCAGAGCUGCUCCGGGCGGCCCUGCACGACCCGGCCUCGGUGCGGAUGUCCCAGGUGCUGCGGUACGAGCUGGGCUACGUGGUGUGCGCCGCGGCCGCGCUGCUCUUCGCCCUGGCCGUGCCGGGGACCGGCGCCUGCCUCUGCUACCGCCGCGGGCGACGGCGGGGGGGGGGCCGCCCGCCCGGCCCCCGGCGCUCCCGGCGCUGCCGCCGCCGCUGCCUCCUCGCCUGCCUCGCCGCCACCUCCCUCGUCAGCCUGGCCGCCGUGAGCUGCGCCUUCGUCACCAACCAGCGGGUGACGGAGCAGAUGGCGCCGGGGCUGGGGGCCGUGCCGGCCACGCUGCGGGCGCUGCAGCAGCACAUCGGUGCCAUCCCCCAGGGGGUGCGGAUGGUGGCGGAGCGGUUCAGCGUGCCCCGGGAGCAGAUCCUGGCCGACCUGGGCGAGGUGAGCCGGAGCGUGGGGGUCUCCAUCCACUCGCAGCUGAAGGCGACGGUGUACGCGGCGCUGGAGGACCUGCAGGCCAGGGCGGAAGAGCUGCGGAGCUCGCUGCGGCACCUGGGCGCGCUGGAGCGGACGGCGCGGGCGCUGGCGGCGGCGCGGGCCCGGCUGGAGCCGGCGCUGCGGGAGCGGCGGCAGCGGGCCGUGGAGCUGCUGGACGACCCGCGUUGCGCCGCCUGCGCCGCCGCCCUGGGCCCGGCCCGAGCCCUGGAGCCGGGCGCCGACUACGCCAAGGUGCCGUCGGUGGAGCCGGUGCUGCGGGCGCUGGCGGGGCUGCCGCGCGGCGACCUCCCGGCGAUGCUCGGCCAGGCCAACGGCACCUUCAACGCCCUCCCGGAGCUGGCGGUGCAGAGCAUGGCGCAGCUCACGCGGGAGCUGCGGGACGAGACGGCCGAGGCGGCGGCGAGGGCGCGGGGCAUCGCCGAGGCCUUCCCCCCCCCCGGCUACGCGCGGCCCCUGCGCGAGGCUCUGCGGGCGGCCGAGGAGCGCAGCCGGCCCUACCUGCGCCAGGCGAAACGCCUCGAGCGCUGCAGGUGGCUGGCGGGCACGGCACUGUGCUGCGCCGUCCUCCUCGUCGGCGCCUGCAACGCGGCCGGCGUGGCGCUGGGCGCCGGUGGCCUCCGCCGGCGCGGUGACGGUGACGGCGACGGUGACGGUGACGGCAGCAGCGAGGCCGGCGCCUGCCUCCUCCAGCUCGGCGCCGGCCUGGCCUUCCUCGCCGCCGGCCUCCUCAGCCUCCUGGUCUUCGCCACCUUCCUGGUGGGCGGCAACGUGCAGACGCUGCUCUGCAGGAGCUGGGCCAACCGCGAGCUCUACCGGUUCCUCGACACCCCCGGCAACCUGCCGCCCUCCAUGGACCUCGGCCGGCGGCUCAACCUCCGCCGCGGCUACAACCUCAGUGCCGCGUACCACGCGUGCCGGGGCGGCGCGGGGCUCUGGGAAGUGCUGCAGCUCAACGGCUCCUACGCCCUGGACGAGCAUCUCCAGGCCUCCAAGUACGUCGCCGGCUUCCAGAAGCGCCUGGGUGCCUUCAGCGCCCGGCUGGGCGAGGUGCGGCUGCUGGGCGCCGAGGACCGCCGCGACCUGCAGAGCUUCGCCGCCGCCGGCGCCGACCGCGUGGACUACGGGCGCUUCCGCGGCGAGAUGCAGCUGCCCGUGGUGAGGACCAGCCUGGCCGGCCUGGCCAGCGCCCUGGAGCGGCUGCAGAGGCUGCAGAGGAACGGCACGGUGGCGGGGCGGCUGGCCGCCGAGGCCCAGGCGCUGCGGCGGAUGCACAACUCCACGGUGCGGGCGCAGGAGGCUCUGGUGGCCGAGCUGGGCGAGAGCGUCCGGUUCCUCUCCGCGCUGGCGCCUCACCUCCAGGCCCGGGUCAACGAGACGCUGGCGGCCACGGCCUCGCUGGAGGCAGCGCUGCCGGCCCAAGCCCAGCGGCUGCUGCGGCAGGAGCUCGGCUGCUUCGCCAGGAAGGAGCUGGGCUACGUGGCGCGGUACCUGCACUGGGUCGGGCAGACGCUCCGGGAGGAGGUGGCCUCGUGCCAGCCGCUGGCCACGGCGCUGGACAACGGCCGCGUGAUCCUGUGCGACCGCAUCGCCGACCCCUGGAACGCCUUCUGGUUCAGCCUGGGCUGCUGCACCCUCUGCCUCGUGCCCAGCAUCGUCUUCGCCCUGCGGCUCGCCGAGCACCUCCGUCCCCCCCGCAGCCGGCUCAUCUCCACGGGCUCGGAGGAGACGUGCGCCCUGCGCAUCCCCCGCGUCACCGCGCUCAAGCUCUAGGCCGGGCGCUGGGCUGAGACCUGGGCCGCUCGUCACACGUCCCGCGCGCUCCCGCCCGGCGCUGGGGCCCCGGGGGGCUCCGGAACUCCUGGGCCCCCCCAGCGCCCCGCGGGGUCCCCGAGCAGCCGGCCGGGAGCUCUCGCCACGGAGGGGUCCGCGAGCCCCUCGGCUCCCCGUGGGCUUCUGCGCUGCUGGGGGGGACCCGGCCCCCCCGUGGGGAGCCCCGCUGACCCCCCCGAGCCCCCGGCGCUGCCUGCUUCGCUCUGCUGCUGGCAUCCCCCUGCGGUGCCCCAGGGCCGGGGGGGCUCCAGGGCCGGGAAAAGGCUCCCGGGAUGGGGGAGGGCACCGGAGCCGUGGCUGGGGGG
Dromaius novaehollandiae (emu) is the source of this 2909-nucleotide messenger RNA. RefSeq names its product prominin 2 (gene PROM2). The coding region runs from base 49 to 2544 and encodes 831 amino acids. Gene Ontology annotation, molecular function: cholesterol binding. Lineage: Eukaryota; Metazoa; Chordata; Aves; Casuariiformes; Dromaiidae. The transcript has 23 exons. Gene Ontology annotation, cellular component: plasma membrane; prominosome; microvillus. The record is from RefSeq and is a predicted model, not a curated record.